Molecule: messenger RNA, 620 nt
Organism: Salvia miltiorrhiza (redroot sage)
Lineage: Eukaryota; Viridiplantae; Streptophyta; Magnoliopsida; Lamiales; Lamiaceae
Product: 3-oxoacyl-[acyl-carrier-protein] synthase I, chloroplastic-like
Exons: 2
Coding region: 21-620 (199 amino acids)
Biological process (GO): fatty acid biosynthetic process
Molecular function (GO): 3-oxoacyl-[acyl-carrier-protein] synthase activity
Source: RefSeq, a predicted model, not a curated record
GACGUGGGAAGAUCAAAUCAAUGGCUUCUUCGUCUCUAAAGAGAGAAAGUGAUCCCAAGAAAAGGAUAGUGAUAACUGGAAUGGGCAUUGUUUCCGUUUUCGGAAAUGACAUCCACACUUACUACAACAAACUGCUUGAUGGAGUGAGCGGUAUCACUCCCAUCGACAGAUUUGAUACAUCAGAUUUCUCUGUUAAGAUUGCGGGUCAGAUUCGCGACUUCUCUUCCGAGGGAUACAUCAACGCCAAGGAUGAUCGUCGUCUCGAUGAUUGCUGGAGAUAUUGUUUGGUUGCAGGGAAAAAGGCUCUUGAUGAUGCUACCCUUGGCAAACAAUUACUUGCUGAUACUGCUAUGGACAAGACGAGAAUGGGAGUGUUGGUGGGAACAUGCAUGGGGAACUACGAGGCUCUCACUAGUGGAGUCGAAACCUUAAAUGAAAAGGGAAAUAAAAAAAUGAGUCCAUUUUUCAUUCCAUAUUCAAUAUCGAACAUGGGGCCUGCGUUGCUGGCAAUGGACACGGGCUUCAUGGGGCACUACUACAGAAAUUGGAUACGACAUUGCAUAUACUACACUGGAUUUUGUAAAAGUCUGUUAUCUUAUAUAUAUUGUUUGUUGUCUUAA